UUGAAUUUAAUUUAAAUAAAAAGUAUUGUGAUUUAUUGUUAUUAUUAUGAUCACUGUUAUUAAUUGUUAGAAAUAAUGACAUCAAUAUUACUCCCUAAGUUUCUAUUUCAAAAAAUAUGACCACUUUACGAUUUCACAAAAAAGUGACCCGUCCCUGUACGAGACCCAGAUCUACGCAUCGUAACUUCUUCCCUCUCGUCACAGGCUUAGAGCUCCAGCCAGGUCUUCCUCUCCCAGAUCAGAAAAGCUAGAUCCUCUUAUCCGCGCUCCACCAUUACAGCUCAGUCGAAGAUCGAGCAAAGCUUCUCUCUUCUCCCAUGGCCUCGUCUUCCCCUCCCAGAUUGGACAAAUUCCUCUCCUGCUCUUCUCCGUUGCUGCUCUGCGAUGAGGUUCCAAAUUUGGAUCUCCAUUACCAGACUACGUUGUUGUUUCCGAUUACCAGACUUUCUUUGGACGGGAAUAGUAUGGUCACUUGCUUGCUUUGUUGUUCUCCUCCUCUACAUCACCGAUACUUCAUGGCAUCAACAACUACAAGGUUGAUAAUUGAUGCUACGGUUUCAAAUUGCAAACAUGGACUGAAAUUUCUUCUCCUCCCAAUUUCUGCAUCUAUGGUGACAUCUCGGUUGAUAUGUAAAUCCGACGCGACGGUGGGAGUUGACAACGGCGCAGGAUGCAAUGGACAAUAAGGGCUUUGCAGUUCCGGUGGCAGCAUUGACUUUGAGAGCUGGGCGAUUUGGCGGCGACGACUCCGGUGACUUGGGUAACAAUUAGUGUUACAGAGGGCUGCUGUGUGGGUGGGGAUAGUGCAGGGGCGGGUGGACUGAUGGUCACUGAAUAAAUCCGCCGCAGAUCUGGAAUUUUGGCUUAGGGAGACAAGGGUU
This is a messenger RNA of Cuscuta epithymum, 881 nucleotides long. Lineage: Eukaryota; Viridiplantae; Streptophyta; Magnoliopsida; Solanales; Convolvulaceae. The record is from the annotation of a GenBank genome assembly.